AUGCCUCCCCCACCAACCAAACGCCGGAAGCGCGCCGCCGACUUGGACGAUGACGAUGCCGACUUUGAUAUCAACCACUCUCCUUCCCCACCGGUGAAACAAAAACCCAGACCCGCGACGCGAACGUCGGCUCGAAACACUCUCCAGAGUUUUUUGGUCUCGUCACCGGAGAACUCACCGCAAAAAUCACAAUCAAGAUUGGAUUUGGAGGAGUCGAUAAUCGAGGAAAGCCCGAGUCCGGUACGGAAGAGGAGUAGGAACUUUGGUGCUGCGGCUGCAGGAACCCAAUCGAAGAGCCCGAUCAAGACACGGGCUACUCGAGCGGCGGCUGGGAAGAGGGCGCUGGAGGAGGAGAAGGGGAAGUCGGGGGAUUUAAGGACGUUGUUUUCGAAACAGGCGCAACGGAACUCGACUGGGACGGGAAGUAACAAGGGUAAUGGGGUUACGACGAGCAAGACACAGGUAUUGGAGAUUGAGGAUAUCAUCAGUGACCCUAUUGAUGACGAUGAUAUGCCGCUGGGGAGGAGGAGUGCCAGCGCGACGGUAACUACACAGCCUGGGAAGAGCAUCAUUGGGUUGAGGGCUCAGAAACGGAAAGAAAACGAUGGGAGUGGGAUUGGGGUUGGAGCAUCGCAACUGCCGCUAUCGCAGCAUUCUAACGGGAGUCUGAGCGCGGGAGGGGCGAGGUUCUUGAACAGGAGUAGGGGUGGGACUGUUAUGUCUGCGAGUCAAACUCUUAGCCAGACGCAACAUGCGGAAAAGCCGAGCAUAGUAGACGACGAUCCGCGGCCAUGGUCGGAGAAGUAUGGACCGGUUAACCUGGAGGAAUUGGCGGUUCAUAAGAAGAAGGUGGCGGAUGUGAGAAGGUGGUUGGAGGAUGUGUAUGGUGGGAGGUUAAGACAACGGUUGUUGAUUUUGAAGGGAGCGGCAGGGACAGGGAAGACGACAACGCUACGACUGCUCGCCAAGGAUCUGAAAUGCGAGGUUCUGGAGUGGAGGAACCCAAACAAUUCAUUCGGGGCUGUGGGGCAGGCUUACCAGAGCGCAGCAUCGCAAUUCGAAGAAUUCCUCGGUCGGGGUGGGAAAUUUGGGCAGUUAGACUUCGAAGACGAAGAGCAGGAGCCAGAGAUGGCGCCUCCGCAUUUGCCGGCACAGAAUGGGUCAGACAAGAAGCUGAUCUUGAUUGAAGAAUUUCCCAACACCUUUAUGCGGUCAUCUGCAGGGUUGGUCUCUUUUCGAAAUGCGAUAAUACAGUACUUGGCAGCGAAUAUGCCGGCCAUGGUGGGAUGGGGCGGGGCUUCUUCUUCGGGGCCCAUCACGCCUAUUGUCAUGGUUAUUUCGGAAACACUACUCACUACUGCGUCUGCUUCAGCAGAUAGCUUUACGGCACAUCGAUUACUAGGACCCGAGGUUCUUCGACACCCUGGGACGGCAAUCGUUGAGUUCAACCCUGUUGCACCAACACUCCUGGCGAAAGCCUUGGAGGUGAUAGUGCAAAAAGAGGCACGCAAAUCGGGAAGACGACGGACACCCGGACCGCUUGUGCUGCAGCGACUGGGCGAAAUUGGUGAUAUCCGCAGUGCUGUGUCCUCCUUGGAGUUUCUCUGCGUCAAAGGCGACGAUGAUACCGAUUGGGGUUCUCAAGUCGCCUUGGCCAAGACGAAGAAAUCGAAAAGCGUGCCCACUUUGACCAAGGGUGAGAAGGAUAGCUUAGAGCUCGUUUCGCAGCGAGAGGCGACGCUCGGGAUAUUCCAUGCCGUGGGCAAAGUGGUGUACAACAAGAGAGGUGGUAAGCUGACAGGCGAACCAGCAUCGGCAGCAGAAACGCUGCCUAGCCAUAUGGCGCGGUUUGCGAAGCCUAACCCAUCGCUUGUUUCGGUUGAUACGCUGAUGGAUGAGACUGGAACUGAUACCCAUACGUUCAUCUCAGCAUUACACGAGAACUACCCCUUGUCGUGUGAGCAAACUUCGCCUCAGGAUGAGAACUCAUCGCUGGAUUACAUUAACGGCUGCCUUGAUUACCUUUCUGAAGCUGACCUCCUGUGCCCAUCCUGGGAUAUCUUCUUUGGAGGCAAAGGCUAUGGAGGUGGGUAUGCAGGGAAGGAUUCAAGCAGCCAUGUUUUAAGGCAGGAUGAGAUGGCCUUUCAGGUUGCUGUCCGAGGACUGCUCUUUUCGCUGCCAUCGCCCGUGAAACGGCAAAGCCACCCUACGCAAGGGGGUAGCCGUGGCAACGAUGCUUACAAGAUGUUUUAUCCUACGUAUCUGAAACUGUGGCGGACGAAGGAGGAACUGGAGGGUCUGACGGACCUGAUGGCUACCAAGAUGCUUAAAGGGGAAUAUGGUGGGCCUGGUCACCACUCAUCAGCACCACAAGGGGGCGGUUCCCAUGGUGCGUCUGCCCUUCGGAAAGCAGUGCCAUUCGGGACCACCAGUAGCCAGUUCGCCCCGUCUGCUCGUCACAACCAGCAACAGCCAAAAGCAGAACCACCUUCUCAUACACCUCUACUAUCACUUGGCAAUGCCGCUCGUCAAGAGCUUCUGCUCGAGCGCCUACCAUACAUGGCGCACAUCGCCCGCCGCAACCGAUCGGCGUUCUGCACCUCACAAGCUAAAGAGCUGGAAAAGAUCGUUUUCUUCAGGGGCAUUGGUCGAGCGGGUGCGGACGAGGAAGAUGGGGCGGACUCGGCAGACGAGGACAGCGGAGAUGCGAAAGAGGCAGCAACCUCUUGGGCUACGGAUAAACCGACCGAGGAGAUGACUCCACGGAAGAAGAGGAGGAUGGGACUGGGUGCGAUUCUUCAUCCGACGCAAAAGGCGGGGGAUGGAGAAGAGGAGAUGCAGGGGUUGCCGAUGGAGAGUUUGGUGAUUAGUGAUGAUGAUAUUGAGGAUGAUUAG
This is a messenger RNA of Podospora pseudopauciseta, 2895 nucleotides long. RefSeq names its product RFC checkpoint protein Rad17 (gene rad17). The transcript has a single exon. NCBI's taxonomy places the organism in Eukaryota, Fungi, Ascomycota, Sordariomycetes, Sordariales, Podosporaceae. The record is from RefSeq and is a predicted model, not a curated record. Gene Ontology annotation, molecular function: DNA clamp loader activity; chromatin binding. Gene Ontology annotation, biological process: DNA repair; DNA damage checkpoint signaling; mitotic DNA replication checkpoint signaling. Bases 1 to 2895 code for a protein of 964 amino acids.